AUGACUACAGCCCACCGACCGACGUUUGACCCUGCACGGGGCAAAGAGGCGCAGCGAGGUCCAGCGUAUCAUCAACGAUUACUACCAGCGCACACUCUUCUCAAAGUUCGGCAACCCGGUCAAGGCGGAGCUGCAGAAGCUCAUCAGAGAGAUCUCAGAGCAGAAUUACUUGCGGCAGAAGCCGCUCAUUUCGCAAAGACGAAGGGAACGUCUGCAGAAUCCACGAGCAGUCCCUCAAAACCCGUUAAGCGAGAACUCGAAGACUCCACGGAAGGUGGUGACGGUGACAACGAGGACCCUGAAACAAAACGAAGGAGGAUUCUCGAAGAAACUAGAGAUAUCGAUGCAGACUCGGAUGGAAGCGAUACAGAGAGCAGCGACGAGGAGAGUGACGAAGAAGAUGAGACAGCAGAGCUGAUGCGCGAACUGGAGAAAAUCAAAAAGGAACGAGCAGAGCAAAAAGCACGGGAAGAAGCAGAACAGGCUCAACAAGAACAAGACCAGCGAGAACAAGACAUUGCGCUUGGUAACCCGCUGCUCAAUCCCAAGGCAUUCAACGUCAAGCGGAGAUGGGACGACGACGUGGUCUUCAAGAACCAAGCUCGAGGCACGGAACAGAAAGGGAACAAGGAGUUUGUCAAUGAUCUACUGAGAUCGGACUUUCACAAGAAGUUCAUGUCGAAAUAUGUCCGAUAA
Messenger RNA from Cladophialophora immunda, 696 nucleotides. Its product is annotated as pre-mRNA-splicing factor cwc15. Bases 1 to 696 code for a protein of 231 amino acids. NCBI's taxonomy places the organism in Eukaryota, Fungi, Ascomycota, Eurotiomycetes, Chaetothyriales, Herpotrichiellaceae. Gene Ontology annotation, cellular component: catalytic step 2 spliceosome. The record is from RefSeq and is a predicted model, not a curated record. Gene Ontology annotation, biological process: mRNA cis splicing, via spliceosome. Gene Ontology annotation, molecular function: RNA binding. The transcript has 5 exons.